GUAGCCGGCUAGUUAGGGUUUAGGGCUUUGCCACAGUGAGAUCGUUAGCGGAUUUGCUUGGAAAUCAACCCGGGAGUGACUUCAAUCGACCCUGUCCCUCUUCUUCUACCUCUCGACAACCACCUAAUCGACAACUCCCACCGUUCGCAGGAAGUGCAGUUUCCCCAUUUCCAGCAGACACCAUGGCCCGCCGUCCCGCGAGAUGUUACCGCUACUGCAAGAACAAGCCCUACCCUAAGUCCCGGUUCAACCGUGGUGUUCCCGACCCCAAGAUCCGUAUCUUCGAUCUGGGUCGUAAGAAGGCCAACGUUGACGAGUUCCCUCUGUGCGUGCACAUGGUCUCCAACGAGUACGAGCAGCUGUCCUCCGAGGCUCUCGAGGCUGCCCGUAUCUGUGCCAACAAGUACCUCGUCAAGGUCGCCGGUAAGGAAGGUUUCCACCUCCGUGUCCGUGCCCACCCCUUCCACGUCGUCCGUAUCAACAAGAUGUUGUCUUGCGCCGGAGCCGAUCGUCUCCAGACCGGUAUGCGUGGUGCCUUCGGUAAGCCCAACGGCUCCGUGGCUCGUGUGAACAUUGGCCAGAUCCUCCUGUCCGUCCGCACCCGUGACGCCAACCGUGCGACCGCCGUCGAGGCUCUCCGCCGCUCCAUGUACAAGUUCCCUGGUCGCCAAAAGAUCAUCGUCUCCAAGAACUGGGGUUUCACUCCUCUCCGCCGCGAGGAGUACGUCCGCCUCCGCCAGGAGGGCCGUGUCAAGAUCGACGGUGCCUACGUCCAGUUCCUCCGCAACCACGGCCGCGUCGAGGAGAACAUCAAGCGCUUCCCCGAGGCCUACGAGAACGCUCAGGAGGCUUAAAUUAGGGCGUGUUGACAGAAAAUCGGAUUUGCGUUUUCCUUCGAAUCUAUUUGAUGUCUUUGUGUCCACGGGCGGAGUUGUUCACCUAGGUUUUUCCCGGCUUUUCAAGAACCCCAACUGGCAGUGAUCGGAGGGGGCAGGUUGAUUGGGAUGAAGCACCAUCUCGGUCGACUGGAACGGACCGGAUACUAGAGAAAAGAAGGAGCGUUCUUCGCCUCUUGUCCUAUCUAUCCGCUGUAAUGACCCCCAGAAUAUUUCGUGUGACGAUAUCCACACUGGGCAAAAUGAUGUAUCUAGAAUCCUGUCAUGGGAACAGCUACCGUUCCAGAAUAAUCCAGCCCUCCAGUUCUGCCAGAAAUUUGCAUUUUCCGUAGCAAUAGCAAUCAGAGAUAAAGCUUGACGUAUCCGCCCACUUCACGCAAGAGAACUCAU
Messenger RNA from Paecilomyces variotii, 1286 nucleotides. RefSeq names its product 60S ribosomal protein L10. Gene Ontology annotation, cellular component: ribosome; cytosolic large ribosomal subunit. The record is from RefSeq and is a predicted model, not a curated record. The transcript is spliced from 3 exons. Bases 183 to 854 code for a protein of 223 amino acids. Gene Ontology annotation, biological process: ribosomal large subunit assembly; translation. Gene Ontology annotation, molecular function: structural constituent of ribosome. NCBI's taxonomy places the organism in Eukaryota, Fungi, Ascomycota, Eurotiomycetes, Eurotiales, Thermoascaceae.